This is a messenger RNA of Amphibalanus amphitrite, 4705 nucleotides long. RefSeq lists its product as uncharacterized. Lineage: Eukaryota; Metazoa; Arthropoda; Thecostraca; Balanomorpha; Balanidae. Gene Ontology annotation, cellular component: nucleolus. The record is from RefSeq and is a predicted model, not a curated record. The transcript is spliced from 14 exons. The coding region runs from base 79 to 4518 and encodes 1479 amino acids. Gene Ontology annotation, biological process: ribosome biogenesis.
GGCGCAGGAUAUGCAUUUCAUGUUGAUCAUACACUGCCCAUCAUACAAAAAGAGUAUUUCAUAUUAAAAUAACGAGCAAUGGGGGCCAAGAAGAAGCAAAAGCUCUUGUCUGCUGCUGUGGAUGAUUUGAAUGCUGGUCUGCAGGCCAUUCUCCAUGACGCCUCCCUAUCCACUGAGGAGCGGGCCUCUUCGGCCGGCCGCGCGCUGCGUCAGCCCGGCCUGCCGUCUGGCGUCUGCCGCGCCGCUGUCGACUGGCUGCUGGUUCAAUCCGACCCAGCGGUGGGGGCCACACUUCGGGACUGUCUCUCGACUCCCGGAGUUCAGUGCGCGGUGGAUGCGGAGCCGAAGAUGCUGGAUAAAGUGCUGCUCUCCGCGGCUGGUGUGAGUGGUGGGUCUGAUGGUGCUGGAAGAGAUGUGAGAGAUGAGGGAGGUCGUUCAACUGGUGGUGGUGCAAGCCGUGGAGAGGCAGUAACGCUGGAUCUAUCGGCCUUCCCCGCAGAACUUCUCAUCAGCCCAGCAGCCUCCGCGGCCAAUCAAGCUCUAGCUUCGUCCUCAUCCACCAACCUCUCAAACUCUCAUAACGUCACCGACUCGAAUGACGUCACUGAUUCCACUGACAUCACUGAUUCCCGCUCCGUGUCGCUGUUUCGAUGUCUGUGCUCGCGUCUUUCCAGCGUGGCCGAUCCGUCUGAAUCCCUCCGCGCUACCUAUCUCGCCGAGCUCCUUCUUCCCAGCCUGCGUCUGGCCUCUGCUCGACCCGACCUCACAGAUACCGUCAGAGGGCCUUUCGAGGCGAUCGCUCUAGGUUCGGACGGACUAGCUGGACUGACGGCUGCGGCAGGGGAGGGACAUAAGGCCCCUGAAGGACCGGCCCAGCAGCUGCUGAACGCGCUACAGAAUCUGUCGGCGACGGAGCCGUCACUUGGAGUUGAACUUCUAGGUCUUCUGGCCGGGAGGCUACUAAAAGAGAAGACACCCCUGAAUGUGAUCACUCUCCUGGCGAGAUCUGUUGGAAUCGCCACUGAAGCGCUUGAUGAGACCCAGAAAACACCUCAGAAGUCGACACCGAGCGAACUCGAGACCGACCUUCCGCUAUCCACUCGUCUCUUGAUACUCGGAAGACUCGCCAGAUGUAUCCGCGAAGCUCGUUUACCUCUCACCUCAGCAUCUGGCGGACAAACCCUCCUUCAGUGGCUACGGGCGGCGGCGGCUUCCGCAGAAUAUUCAGCUAGUUCUGCAGCUUCGUAUCGAGACGCUGACACGGCUGCGGCGUGGUUUGACUGUGCGGCUGAGCUGAUGAGGGUGACACCUCUAGUUCUGCCACUGCAGGGCAGGCUUGGAGCGGUACUGCUGGAGGCGAUUGAGGAGAGUCAUGGGGAGGAGGGUCCCGCCUCGGCCACCGCCACUCGUCUGGUCUCCCUCAUCAUGAGCACCUACUCGGAGCUGCGACAGCUGCCCAGACUGCUUCCACGUCUCCUACUGGCCGCCCGCCAACUCUCUUCAACAUCAACACCGUCACCAGCUUCAACACAUACACCGAAGAAGCGGAAACACCACGAAGAGGAAGCGGGAGAAGCGAGGAAGCGGAGGCGGCUGCGUCUGACGCCUGCUCAGGAGGCGCAGUUGGCUGAGCUGGUGGCGCGCCUGCCGCAGCAGCACGUGCAGGACGUGUGGAAGACCCUGCUGUACCAUCUGACGGAGGACGGAGCGGCCAGGAUGGCGCGCGGAGAGGAGAGCGAAGAUCUCAUCUCUCCGGUCCUGGAGCUCACUUUACAGCUGCUCUCCGUUUUUCUCGGGCACGCCGCCGUGAUCGACCAGACCACCGUCACGGCCGCCACGCGCGCUCUGUUGGCCGGUCUGAUGACUCAAACUGCCGAGACUCUGCAACAGGUGGCAGCACAAGUCACCAAAACAUACAGGUCCCCAGGUCACGUGUCCGGCCUGCUCUCCGCCGCUCUCUCCUGGCGGCGCCUGCACUCUGCCCUGCUGCACUACUGCCCCGCCUACCGGUCAGAGAUGACGUCAGAGGACGCAGGGAUGACGUCACCUCUGGCGCCACUCGGGGAGAAGCGAUGGACGAAACUGGUGAAACUGGAGGCGGCGACUGAGGCCGAGUGCCAGACACUGGUGACGGAGUUCGUCUCUGAGGCGGCCCGAGUCGCUCCGCCGGACUGGCAACCGCCCGCCGCGGCGGGGGCGAGGGCGGGUCGCCCGCUGAGCGGCCCCGCCCUCCUGCCCCUCUCCCCCUCCCAGCUGGGCGCUCUGCUCCCCUCGGGAGCUGAGCAGCGCCCCCUGCCUCUCGCUGUAGCUGUCCUACUGGCCGACCGGCUGGCAACGGCUCUGCCACCUAGCGACGGGAAAAGGAAGCUCGAGUGCGGCCGGCCACCGCAGCAGCUGGCGGCGGCGCUGCGAGCGGCGGCAGCAGCGGCGCUGGAGAGGAUGGAUGCGACGGUGAAGAUGCCACAGCCUAUGCCGGAAGAUGUGCUGGAGAUUCUGGAGGAGGUUGGAGCAGCAUUGCAGGCAGACGCAGAACGCUGGAGCUCGACCAAUGGAAGUUCAGAGGCGGAAGAUGUGAAGUCUGGGAAAAGUUCAGCCUCACUGACGAGGCCUCUUCAGCUGGUGCUUGCUCUACCACUGGAGCAUGUCUCGGAGCUGGCAGCGUCUCUCCUCCUCCCACUGCUCUGCCUCUGCCUCCUGCACUCUCCCUCCGGCGGCAGAGUGCGGGAGCUGGCUCUCUCUGCCCUUACAGCUCUGCUCGUUUCGACGGGCUGCAGCCGACCGCUGGAGACAAUCCAACCGGGGAGACUCCUCACAUGGCUGGCUGCCACUCCUCCCUCUCUCCCCUCCUCCCAUACUCUUUCCACUGACAGUGAUGGCUCGGAAUCAAUGGAUGAGGACGAAACAACCUCUAAGAGUCAUACAGACUCGAAACAUACCAACGGUACGGUCUCCUCUCCCAAACCCCGCCGGAAAUCUACCACGUCUGUUCCAAACGGCUGUGCUGGCGAGGUCGCGGGUUCAACUCCUGGCGCCGGCUGUACUUUGGCCCGCCGGGCAGUACUGCGCUGUUACCCGGGCAGACGCUGUGCCCGGCUGGGGCCGGUGGCGGAGCAGCUGGCGGCGCGACUGCAGGACGGCUCGGCGGGAGAGGGAGCGCUGGAUACGCUGGUCGAGAUGCUGCAGCACUUCGUGCAGGCCAACACCUCUCUGAAGGGCUCGGACUCCGCCGUGAAGGAGCAGGCCAAGUCUCUCUCCGCCUCUCUGCCGCGCCUGCUCUGCGCUCUCCCCUCUGCCGGUCGGCGCCUCACUCUCUCCUCACUGGCUCUUCUGGUUCCUCUGCGAGCCCAUAAACCCACGGCGGCCGGGGGCCGCCCGCCACGCUGGCGGAGACUGCUUGCCGAGAUGUUCCCCGUGGCUUUGGAAGCUGCUAGAAGCAAGGAAGAGGAAGUGGAAAGGAAGAGGGAGAGUGAGGUGGAGGAGAGAGUGACGGAGGAGGGAGAGCAGGGAGCGGCCUGGGAGCUACUGACGGCAGUGUGUGCAGCCAGGGAACAUCUGAAGAGUGAUCUGCCGCCGGGAUAUGUACUGGAUGUGUGGCGGUGUGCCCGCUCGAGUGACGUCACUGUCGAUCAGCUGCGCACAGUGCUGUCAGCCGCUGAUGAUGCCGAAAUUGAACAGAUGGUCACCGAGCUGACAGACGAGACGACGUCUCUGCCGGUCUCUCCAUCCGCCGCCGCCCUCUGGCGUCGCCUGCUCUCCGCCUGGAGGGCACUGGCCGGCUGUACCCAGCUCUCCACCGCUGGCCGCGCCCAGCAGAGGCGCGGGCUGACCCGGCUGCUGGCCCGACUGGCCGAUACGCUGGUUAGAGAGCCAGCGGCGCUGGUCGGGCCCGGAGAGAGUGUGGGAGCGGAGGGACAGAGGCUGAGAGUGGAGGUCGUGGAGACGGUGACGGCCGCCGUGGCGCAAAAACACGUUCGUCUGUCGGACACUGCCUACGCGGACGGCGUGCAGUGCUGCCACCUGGAUCUGAGCUCCCUGACUACCCUGGAGGCCUGUGAGGUGCUGAGGACCGUCUGUGAGCUGAUAUACCAGCUGGUCGGCACCCACCAGGCUGUGAUCUCUACCAGGCUACCCCUAAUCACUCAGGCUGUACAGUCAGUUGCGGAUGAGGUGUGUCAAAGAGCCGCCCAGCAGAAACGGCCCAGCUCGGACGAGGUGGCAGCCCUGGUGGCGACAGCUAAUAGGAUGACCAGGGCUGUGCGGGAGCUGGUCCAGCUGGGACCCCUCUCGGAGCCGCUGGCGCCGUACCUGAUAGCGGACCUGCUUACACUGAUACAGAGGGAGCCGAUCGACGCAGAGGUUCAGGAGGCCCUCACUGCCAGUCUGUUCUGCCUGCUGACCCAGUGCCGUAAGGAAGUCAUCACGCGUCUGCGGGUCACCCUGCCGGCUACAGUCACCCAUCUCUUCCACACGACCGUCAGCACGUACAAGAAGUUCCACAAGUUCGUCGGACGGGUGUAGUGUAUGAGGACGACGCUAGAGUGUGAGAAGGAACGAAUAACACUGCUAGAUGACAGGUCGAGUGAAACGGAGGAGGGUUUGUUGGGGCUGAUUCAGGUGCCUUACCACCGUUUACCUGUUACCUAAUGGUUUGUUGUUAAUCUGCAGUGCGGAGAAUGCAAAUACAGCUGCUGGGAUUGAUGGUAAA